GAGAGACGCCUGCGUGAACUGAGCUCCUCCUCCAUGUUGCAGGAAGAGAAAACAGCGGAGACCAGCGACCGUGAGAAAUGCAAGUAGGACUCAAGAUCACAAGACUGUGAGACUCUACGCUAAAUUAAGGUGAUGUUUUAUAUUAAAGUUGGGAAACAGUUGGGCCACCCAACACGGUCUGUGGCAGGAUGGUUGGUCAGUAAGCUGCUCAGGUUUCGAAACCAGAUCCUUGAGGAGAAUGCUGUGCGGCUGUGUGGGAUCCAGCCAGGGGACACGGUGCUCGAACUGGGCCAUGGCCCGGGUCUGGGCCUGCCCUCGGCAGCCAAACUCCUCACAGAGCCCAAAGGCCACCUUAUAGGGGUGGAUUAUUCCGAGUACAUGCACCAGAUGGCAAGUGAGCUUGUGAAGGAUCUUGUGGCCAGUGGGAAGGUGACCCUGCACCACUGUGAUGUAGCAGCCAUGCCUCUGGCAGACAGCUCCAUUGAUAAAGUCUUUCACUGUAACUGCUACUACUUCUGGCCAGACCUGAGGAAAGGAGCCUCGGAGAUCCACCGAGUGAUGAAACCCGGGGGUCUGAUGGUGGCCACGAUGAGGCUGAGCCAUGUGUCUGCCUUGGCAUCUAAGCAUGUGAUGCCAGGAGAAAACUGGCGUCCAGAGGCCUACAUGACAGCUUUGAGAGACUCAGGCUUCACCGAUGUCAGAAUGGAAGACAAACAGCACAACGGCUUUAUCUUUCAGGCCAUCUACGCCACUGCCUUGAAAUGACGUUACACAGAGGCUACCAAGUUCCAGUGACUGGGAUCUGUUGUGUGAUUCUAAUAUUUUGCAAUUACUGUGUAAUUCAAUGUUUGAAUAUAUUAAGUUGGAAGAGUUGUGAUGCGUCACAAUGAUGAAUCAAAACACAAUCUGAAUUUGUAAUAUUUUUAGCAGAGAAUACAAGACAUACAUUUAAGAAGUUAAUAAAUAAAUAAAUA
Messenger RNA from Myripristis murdjan (pinecone soldierfish), 974 nucleotides. RefSeq lists its product as uncharacterized. The transcript is spliced from 4 exons. Gene Ontology annotation, biological process: sterol biosynthetic process. Bases 133 to 765 code for a protein of 210 amino acids. The record is from RefSeq and is a predicted model, not a curated record. Gene Ontology annotation, molecular function: sterol 24-C-methyltransferase activity. Gene Ontology annotation, cellular component: endoplasmic reticulum. Lineage: Eukaryota; Metazoa; Chordata; Actinopteri; Holocentriformes; Holocentridae.